CUGACCUGAAGGUCAGGACGUGGCUGACCUGAGACCGCGCCGAGGUCAGGGCGCGGUCGGAUGCGGCUGUGACUGAUCCAUGAGGAUGAAGUGACGCGGGGGGCGAUGUCCGGCCGGAAGCUGUUCUCACGCGGCCAGAAGCGCGGCUCCGAGGGCGGCUCGAAGGCGGCCGUGCGCUACACACCCUGCUCCAGACAGGAGCUGCAGGCCGACGACGAGCUGGAUGAUAUCGCCGUCGUCUCCAACGCCGAGCCGGGUCAGGUCCGGUACGGCAGCGGCGCCGUCACCGCCAACGGGCCCAAGGUGGUCCCAGGCAUCAUCACGUCGCGCGGCCAGGAGCGGCUCAGCCAGUCGAGCACGCGGCUCAACACCACCUCGCCGGCGGCGGCCGCCAAGGCCUCGGUCGACUCGCUCAAGUGCCGCUCGGGCUCCAAGCAGUCGCUGAUCGAGCUCGUCUCCAGCCGGUUCAGCGUGCGCGGCGGCAAGCGCUUCAGCCGCGACUCGUUCAGCAGUUCGUACAUCAACCGGGCGCAGAUCUCCGAGCUGGACAUCCCGCGCAAGACGCGCGAGGCGCGCCGGCGCGAGAUCCGCACCAAGCUGCUGGACGGCUACCGGCGCGACGAGGGCCGGCACGGCUGCCGCUGGACGUUCGUGUUCGAUCCGGCCGGCCGGCUCUGCUACUACUGGAGCAUGGUCGUGUCGCUGGCCUUCCUCUAUAACUUCUGGGUGAUCAUCUACCGAUGUGCUUUCCGCGAGAUAGCGCCGGACACAGUGGUGGUGUGGUUCGUACUCGAUUACAUGUCCGACCUCAUCUACGCGCUGGACAUUGCUUUUCAUUUCCGCACCGGCUACCUGGAGGACGGUGUGCUACAGACAGACUCGGUGAAACUGCGAACGCACUACAUGAACUCGACGACGUUUUAUAUCGACGCGCUCUGCCUUUUACCGUUGGACUUCUUGUACUUGUCGAUAGGCUACAACUCGAUACUGCGCUGUUUCCGUCUGGUGAAAAUCUACCGGUUCUGGGCGUUCAUGGACCGCACGGAGCGGCACACCAACUACCCGAACGUGUGGCGCACCGUGUCGCUCAUCCACUACCUGCUGGUGUGCUUCCACUGGAACGCCUGUCUCUACCACAUCAUCUGCAUCAACCGCGGCUUCAGCGACCAGUUCGCGCCGCCGCGCAACCACACCGUCGACGACGUGGUGCUGGAGCACCUGGUGGCGCUCUACUGGUGCACGCGCGCGCUCACCACCAUCGGCGACCUGCCGCAGCCGGUCAACAAGGGCGACUACCUGUUCAUCGUCACACAGCUGCUGUUCGGCAUGUUCCUCUUCGCGGCCGUGCUCGGGCACGUGGCCAACAUUGUGGCCAACGUCAGUGCCGCGCGCAAAGAGUUCCAGGCCAAGCUGGACGCUGUGAAGACGUACAUGCGAAUGCGGCGAGUACCUGGUCACCUGCAGAAUAAGGUCAUCAAGUGGUUCGACUAUCUGUGGCUGACGCAGAAGAGCUCAGACGAGGAGAAGUCCGUCAGCUGCUUACCAGAUAAGCUGAAGGCGGAGAUUGCGAUUCACGUGCAUUUAGACACGUUGAAGAGGGUGGAGAUCUUCCAGAACACAGAGGCCGGCUUUUUGUGCGAGCUGGUGUUACGUCUGCGGCCAGUGCUCUUCUCACCAGGGGACUACAUCUGCAGAAAAGGGGAGGUGGGCAAGGACAUGUAUAUCGUCAACAAGGGUCGUCUUCAGGUGGUGGGAGAUGACGGAAAGCAGGUGCUCGCCACACUCAAGGCCGGCUCCUACUUCGGCGAAAUAUCCAUUCUCAACAUGGGAACGGCAGGGAAUCGUCGGACGGCCUCGGUGCGGUCGGUCGGCUACAGUGAUUUGUUCGUCCUCACCAAAAAGGACAUGUGGGACGUGCUCAAGGAGUAUCCUGCAGCUCGCGUAAGACUAGAAGCCAUCGCUACCAAACGCCUAGAGAAGAACAAAAAGGGACCGAUGGAUAGAGCCAAGCAGCUGCACGCGCUGCCGACCGUGAACGGUAUGACGCUGGGCCGGUGCAACUCCACUCCGGGCCUGGUGGAGAGCUCGGGCCGCGUCAGUCUGCAGGAGAUGUGGCUCAGCGACCGGCCGCCCUCCCACCGCAAACACUCCGUCUUCAGCGUGGGCAAGUCGUGCGUCAGUCCCGACUCCAG
Amphibalanus amphitrite is the source of this 2192-nucleotide messenger RNA. Its product is annotated as cyclic nucleotide-gated cation channel alpha-3-like. Gene Ontology annotation, biological process: monoatomic cation transmembrane transport. The transcript has 9 exons. Gene Ontology annotation, cellular component: plasma membrane; intracellular cyclic nucleotide activated cation channel complex. The record is from RefSeq and is a predicted model, not a curated record. The annotation marks the transcript as partial. Gene Ontology annotation, molecular function: intracellularly cGMP-activated cation channel activity; protein-containing complex binding; intracellularly cAMP-activated cation channel activity. NCBI's taxonomy places the organism in Eukaryota, Metazoa, Arthropoda, Thecostraca, Balanomorpha, Balanidae.